AUGGCUGUUUUAUACCCCAAUUCCAUUCACUCCUUCUACUUUUCUUGCUCAAUACGAACUCAGCCGUUGACGGGGCAAGACAUCCGAUUCGUUUUGACCAGUGCGAGAAAACGAACACCCUUCCUGGUCAAAAAUGAAUUGAACGUCCAGUGCUUUCAAAGAACUCCCUUCUCCCCAGCCACUUCAUCCGGCUCUUCUCGGGAGAUCCCGAGGCGUUCCCGGGCCAACCCGGAGACGACAUCUCCCCGGCGGGAGGCGACCCAGUGGCAUCCUAAUCGGAUCCCCGAGCCGCCUCAUCUGGCUCCUCUCGAUGCGGACGCGCAGCGGCUCGACUCCCAGAUGACCCGGCUUCUCACCUUAUCUCUAAGGAAGAGCCUACAGAAAAAACUCAUUUCGGCCGCCUGUAUCCGGGACCUUGUUCUUCUGGUCGCGACCCACGGUGAGGGUAGGGACGUAGAUCGACCGAUAAACGGAGAGCUUUUCGGCUCGGCUCCCUCUUUGCCGCGACGGAACAAUGCAGAAUCCGCAUCACUGCGGCCUGUUUUUAUUCAUUUUAAGGGACUCUUUAGUGUUUAUGAACUGAUUCGUAAGAUGACGGGGACAUUCAUCGUCAAUGCGGUCAACUUUAUGCACCGUCAAACAUGCUUAAGAGAAAGAAAUUACUUCUACAUGAAAACAUCACUGUUGAGGCUUCUGGGCAUAUGGCACACACCCUUUUACACCGCUCACCUGUGGACCAAGUACUUAGCUAAGUCCAUGCAGAGGCUAAAUGUAGCCUAUAAUGAUACCUUGACGCUGUUAGUGUGUGUACAGCGCCAGUAAAUUAUUUGUCAGGUCUGGGUUUAAAGCGCUAUAAAGAAAUCUGAUGUACAAGUUCAUCGGUCCAUUCAAUGAGUCUGAAAAUGGUAUUUUCUUGAAAAUAACGAACCCAACAAAAAGUUAUAGACGUAGCUCAUGCAUGUGGCGCCAUUGGCUUUUGUAAAAGCCUGUUUGUGGUGCACAGAUUGGGUUUUCUUUUCUAGUGUCUGUUCCUGUGCUGUUCCUUAUGUCAUUUUUCUUUUGGUUUGUGUGCUAUGGUCACCCUGUGUGACUCCUGAAUAAAGAUAAUAUAUAAUAACGUUUGAUCGAUUAUAAGAGCAAUAUUUGUUCAAAAAUGAUUGUAUUUCGUUUUUUUU
Messenger RNA from Corythoichthys intestinalis (scribbled pipefish), 1175 nucleotides. RefSeq lists its product as uncharacterized. The coding region runs from base 1 to 822 and encodes 273 amino acids. The transcript has 2 exons. The record is from RefSeq and is a predicted model, not a curated record. Lineage: Eukaryota; Metazoa; Chordata; Actinopteri; Syngnathiformes; Syngnathidae.